Molecule: messenger RNA, 3250 nt
Organism: Octodon degus (degu)
Lineage: Eukaryota; Metazoa; Chordata; Mammalia; Rodentia; Octodontidae
Gene: Lnpk
Product: lunapark, ER junction formation factor
Exons: 14
Coding region: 165-1310 (381 amino acids)
Biological process (GO): endoplasmic reticulum tubular network organization
Cellular component (GO): endoplasmic reticulum tubular network
Source: RefSeq, a predicted model, not a curated record
GCUCCGUCGGUGGCCGCUGCUGCCUGCAUCUGAGGCGGGCUGAACCGGCGGCCGAGCUGGGCAGGGGUGGACGCCGAGGCCGGGCUGCGCCUGCUUCGCACAGUGUGGCUUCCUUUGGACAACUGAUGAUAUUUAUCAUUGUGCCACGUUUCUACAAAUAAAAGAUGGGUGGAUUAUUUUCUCGAUGGAGAACAAAGCCUUCAACUGUAGAAGUUCUAGAAAGUAUAGACAAGGAAAUUCAAGCAUUGGAAGAAUUUAGGGAAAAAAAUCAGCGAUUACAAAAAUUAUGGGUUGGAAGAUUAAUUCUUUAUUCCUCAGUUCUCUACCUGUUCACAUGCUUAAUUGUAUACUUGUGGUAUCUUCCUGAUGAAUUUACUGCAAGGCUUGCCAUGACACUCCCAUUUUUUGCCUUUCCACUGAUCAUCUGGAGCAUAAGAACAGUGCUUAUUUUCUUCUUUUCCAAGAGAACAGAAAGAAAUAAUGAAGCAUUGGAUGAUUUAAAAUCCCAGAAGAAAAAAAUACUUGAAGAAGUCAUGGAAAAAGAAACCUAUAAAACAGCUAAAUUAAUUCUUGAAAGAUUUGAUCCAGAUUCAAAGAAAGCAAAGGAGAUGGAGCCGCCAUCUGCUGGAGCACCUGUGACUCCAAGACCUGGACAAGAGAUUCGUCAGAGAACAGUUGCUCAAAGAAACCUUUCUCCAGCACCAGCAAGCUCUAGUCAGGGACCUCCUCAACAAGUUCCAGUAUCUCCUGGACCACCAAAGGAUUCUUCAGCCCCUGGUGGACCACCAGAAAGAACUGUUACUCCAGGCCUUCCAUCAAACAUGUUACUAAGACGUCUUGGAUCCCCUGCUACUUCAGUGCCUGGAAUGGGUCUUCAUCCUCCAGGUCCACCCUUAGCAAGACCCAUUCUUCCCCGAGAACGAGGUGCACUGGAUAGAAUUGUUGAAUAUUUGGUUGGUGAUGGUCCACAGAACAGGUAUGCCCUUAUAUGUCAGCAGUGUUUUUCUCAUAAUGGCAUGGCUUUGAAAGAAGAAUUUGAAUACAUUGCUUUUCGAUGUGCCUAUUGUUUUUUCUUGAAUCCUGCAAGAAAAACCAGACCUCAGGCUCCAAGACUUCCAGAGUUUAGUUUUGAGAAAAGGCAGGCAGUGGAAGACUCAAGUUCAGUUGGUCCUUUGCCAUCAGAAAGUAUGCUUUCGUCAGAGAACCAGUUCAGUGAAGGAGGAGCAUUACCCCAGAUGUCUCAUUUUCUGUCUGAACUCUCCGGAAUGAAGUCUAACUGGCUCAAACUCAACCCUAAUAAGAAUCUUUAGAAGAACAAGAUGUUCUUGAUAAUAGUACAGUGAAGACAGAUGACGAAGUAUCAGCCACAGAGCAGACACACCAAGUGAUUGAAAAAGCAUCUGGCUCACAGGAGUUAGAGGAAAAACAAGAAGAGACUGCAAAUGAGGAAGCCUCAAGGAAUGACACCAAGUCAGCAGUUCCCAGCACGGAUUCUACUGAUUUUGAACUAAGUGGAGAAUCUUUGAUGACGAAGUAGUAAACCCUUCCACGUGCCUUCAACUGGAUAUUUGUUGUCUUGUUGAUGUCAGUUUUUACUUUUUUGAUGGUACUUUAAAUUUUUUUGCUCCUCUACGUAUAUGCUUUAUAUCAUUUAAAUUCAGAUUAUCUACCAAUUUCAGUAUGUCAAAGUUUUAUAUGCUGGAUGCUAAAAUUAUAAGCAAGUGGUAUCAGUGAAGUAAAAUCCCUUUGAAUAUGCAAAAACCAACACUAUUUAGACAGCUUUCAGAUAUUUUAUAUCCAUUGUAAAAGUCAAAACAAAAAGAGCAUUCUUGUUUUAUAUACAUCUGUUUGGACAUAGGAAGAACUUUGGCUACGAAUAAUUUCUCUAAUAGUGUUUGGGGACGAACUGCAAUACUUUGGUAUUAAAAACAAAGUUUUAAGUCUUGAGAUAUUUGCCAGUGGGGAGUAAAUGUCUACUUAGGUGUUUACAUUAAUUGAAGUGAAAGCUGUAACUGUAACUACUAGAUAUUGGUACGAGCUCUCAAUAGGAAUGCAGUUGAACAGUCAAGUGCAGUGUUUCUUUUGAUGUUUUUUAUUUUGCAGCUGGGCCAAAGGCACAUGGUAUAUAUAUUUAGUUUAUGUUUACAUAUUAACAUAUAGGAAAUAUAUGUGCACUUGACUGUACUUGAAUUCUUAGUUAUUAUUUAUACUUGUUACAUAAUGAUGAUACAGGAGUGAAUUUUGUGCUCUGUGUAUAUUUUAUUAAGGAAAUAAAGAUAAUCUGGUAGCAAUUUAUUUUUUUAUAUAUCUAUUUAGACUUCAAGCAGUGUCUUGGUGGAUGACUUGGCUAACAGGAAAAUCUUAGUAGGAAGAGCUUCACAGUAUGAUGAAUCAAGUUAUGUGGCUUUUUAUUCAGUAGUGGUAUUAAUGAGAGUUUAGACCUUUUAAAUUCUGGAACACCUCAGGCCAUUUCUAGUUUUUAACUUUUAGGAGACAAAUAUGCUUUAUGAGACUAGGCAGUUAAUUGCUAGUAGCUCACUGGAUUAAAUAAGUGUAUGUAGGAUCAAGUAGGAAGAAAUUUUGACCCAGGAUGGUAAUUCUUUGAGUUUAAAUGCAAUGUAGUUGUGUUUAUUUCUCAUCUUUAAAAUUUAAAGAAAAAAGAAAUCAAGUUAUUAUACCAGCAGGAAGAAUAUAUAAGGAGAGUGUCUGGCUAAUGUUUCAGUAUACACAAUUUAUUAAAAGCUGAGUAAAACAUCUAUUAUGUAAAAAUUCAUUUUUGUAACAAUAUCUCAUGUCUCAUAUGAGGGUGUUUCUAAAGAAGCCAAUCUUAAGGUACCUUUGUAAAGUGGCCACACUUCUCAAGCAUGUGGAACUGAACUGUAAUUCCAAGACUGUAAUCUUGAACAGGUCACCUAGCCUUGCUGUAACUGUUUUCUCAAUUGUAAAAUGGCAAGAAUAAUGCCUGUUUUUAGAGGUAUUGGAGUGAUCAAAAAUAAUGUAUGUAUUUGAAAGUGGGCCCUUACUGGCUGAUAGUCUAUGAAUGUUAAGUAAAUGACAUUUGUUGUUAUUGAUAUCCUUGUGAAACAUAGGAAUUAUGGCACAUAAAGAAGUUAAAAUAUAAUACAUGCAUCAAUUCAGCUGCUUAGAAUGAAGCCCGUUUCCUCCACCAGUCUUGCCCCAUAUAUGUGUGUAAAUGCAUAGAUUAAAAAAAAAUAGAAAACUGGAACUUUGGAAUAUAAUUAUUUUUAAA